UUUUUCCUGACUUUGGGGGGUCCGAACUUCAUCUCUCCUCCAAACAAUAUUACCUUUCAAUAGUCAGUUCUCACAUGCUUUAUCAGACCCAUCACCAUUUCUCUUUCUCUCAAUUAUUUCUUCGUACUUAUUUAGUUUUCCCUUCAUUGUCUUCUCCUCAGGCAUAUUAUACUUUCCCCAAACUAGUUCUCCUAGAAGUUAAAGGAGACUAAGCAAAGGGGAGGGAGAAGAAGAGGAAUCGGAUUCAGUUUUUCCAGAGUCUUUUACUUAGUUUUCUCUAAGCUCUCCCUUGUUCAUGGACAACAAGUGUCAGUUUAGUAGUUCAUUUGUCGCAAACCCAUCACAGGACUGGUUCCAUUUUUCACAUAAAAAGAAAAAAACAUGGAAGUUUUUCGUUUACAUUUUGUUGUUUGUUUUUACCUUUCAACUUGUUUCAGGCCACCAGUGGGAUGGCGUGAUGGUCACCCAAGCAGACUAUCAAGCACUUCGGGCCUUCAAACGUGAGCUAAUCGAUUUCAAAGGCGUGAUGCGCAGCUGGAAUGACAGUGGCUAUGGAGCUUGCUCUGGUCGGUGGGUAGGAAUCAAAUGCGUCAAUGGACAGGUCAUCGCCAUCCAGCUUCCUUGGAAGGGUUUGGGUGGCCGAAUCUCCGAGAAUAUCGGCCAGCUUCAAGCCCUUCGAAAGCUUAGCCUCCACGACAAUGUUCUUGCAGGCGCCGUCCCUUCCUCCCUCGGUUUCCUUCCCAAUCUCAGAGGGGUUUACCUCUUCAACAACCGGCUUUCUGGUUCUAUUCCUCCUUCAAUUGGUAACUGUCCUCUUCUCCAGACUCUUGAUUUAAGCAACAAUUCUCUCACUGGGGCAAUCCCUGCUAGUGUUGCAAACUCAACCAGACUAUUCAGACUCAAUGUUAGCUUCAAUUCAUUGACGGGUUCAAUCCCAACUAGUCUCACUCAGUCCCCUUCUCUGACCAUCCUUGCUCUCCAGCAUAACAACAUCUCUGGUUCUAUUCCAAACACCUGGGGUGCAAAAGGAAACAAUACUUAUCAUCUCCAGCUCUUGACUCUUGGUCAUAAUCUUAUUUCUGGAACUAUUCCAGUUGCUCUGAGCAAGAUGGGUUGGCUUGGAGAGAUUUCUCUUAGCCAUAACCAGCUUGCCGGGACCAUACCCAGUGAACUUGGGAGCCUCAAAAGGCUGCAACGGCUAGAUUUAUCAUACAAUGCUAUCAAUGGAAGUUUUCCUGCUAGCUUUUCCAACCUCAACUCCCUUGUUUCACUGAAUCUAGAGAGCAACCACCUUGAAAACCAGAUCCCAGAAACAGUGGACAGGUUACAAAACCUUUCCGUACUCAAUCUAAAGAAUAAUCAAUUCAGAGGCCAAAUCCCAGCGACGAUCGGGAAUAUCUCAGGCAUUAACCAAAUUGAUUUGUCUGGGAACAAUUUCACCGGAGAAAUUCCGGCUUCGCUUGCCAUCCUAGCAAACCUCAGUUCUUUCAACGUUUCUUACAACAAUCUGUCUGGUCCCGUCCCAUCUCUCCUUUCCAAAAAGUUCAAUUCCAGCUCUUUCGUAGGGAAUCUUCAACUAUGUGGGUAUAGCUCUUCAACCCCAUGUCCUUCCCCUUCCCCUUCCCCGCCACCUCAUAACCUUCCAGCUCCAUCACAAGAGGCUUCGAAGCAGCAUCGCCACAAACUAAGCACCAAGGACAUAAUCCUCAUAGCAGCUGGCGCCCUCCUAGCAGCUCUACUUCUACUGUGCUGCAUUUUGCUCUGCUUUUUGUUCAGGAAAAGAGCUGCUUCAAAAGGAAAGAAUGGUAAAGCUGCCAAGCAGGCUGCAACAGGCAGUUCAGAGAAGGAACUCGCGGCAGUUGAAUCGGGAGGUGAAACAGGUGGUAAAUUAGUUCACUUUGAUGGGCCUUUUGUCUUUGCAGCUGAUGAUCUGUUGUGUGCAACUGCUGAAAUAAUGGGGAAGAGCGCAUAUGGGACUGCAUACAAAGCUACAUUAGAGGAUGGUAAUGAAGUUGCUGUGAAGAGGUUGAGGGAAAAAAGUACAAAGGGUCAUAAGGAGUUCGAAUCUGAGGUUGCUGCCCUCGGCAAAAUUCGUCACCCCAACCUUACAGCCCUUAGAGCCUAUUACUUGGGGCCUAAAGGAGAGAAGCUUCUUGUCUUUGAUUUCAUGCCUAAGGGGAGUCUUGCAUCUUUCCUUCAUGCUCGCGGGCCGGAAACCGUCAUCGAUUGGCCGACAAGGAUGAAUAUAGCCAAGGGCAUUGCUCGUGGUUUAUGCCACCUGCAUAGUUUAGAGGAUAUGGUACAUGGGAAUCUCACAUCGAGCAACAUACUACUUGACGAGCAGACAAAUGCCCACAUUGCAGACUUUGGCCUCUCGCGCCUCAUGACGGCUGCUGCCAACACCAAUGUGAUUGCCACUGCAGGAUCACUUGGUUAUAAUGCACCAGAGCUCUCAAAGGUCAAGAAGGCGAACACCAAGACAGAUGUAUACAGUCUUGGGGUGAUCCUAUUGGAGCUCUUGACCGGAAAAUCACCUGGCGAAGGGGUGAAUGGGUUGGAUCUGCCACAGUGGGUGGCAUCAAUCGUAAAGGAGGAGUGGACAAACGAAGUUUUUGAUUUGGAGCUCAUGAGGGAUGCACCUUCCAUAAGCGAUGAGUUGCUAAACACAUUGAAAUUAGCUCUGCAUUGCGUUGACCCCUCACCAGCAGCACGGCCAGAAGUUCAGCAAGUUCUUCAGCAGCUGGAGGAGAUUAAACCAGAGCUACCAGCAAGUUCAGUUGACAAUGGAGGCGAUGAUGGAGCAGCCACAGGGGCAUCAACAAGUGAAUAAAUGGUUUAAUUAUUUAGUUUCUAUGAUUAAUUUGCAUUGUUUAUAGGAGAUGAGAGAGAUAGUUAUUGCUCAAAUUCUUUAAUUCUUAUUGUACGUAUAUACAAAGCUCAUGUGGGUUUAUUAGAAUAAGAGUUAAUGAUGUAUUCUUUC
Messenger RNA from Alnus glutinosa, 2980 nucleotides. RefSeq names its product probably inactive leucine-rich repeat receptor-like protein kinase IMK2. The transcript has 2 exons. Gene Ontology annotation, biological process: protein phosphorylation. Gene Ontology annotation, molecular function: ATP binding; protein binding; protein kinase activity. The record is from RefSeq and is a predicted model, not a curated record. Lineage: Eukaryota; Viridiplantae; Streptophyta; Magnoliopsida; Fagales; Betulaceae. The coding region runs from base 296 to 2830 and encodes 844 amino acids.